AUAUGUGCAAUAAUUAAAUUUUUUAAAAUUUAUUGCAAAACAUAAGUGUUCUAUUACUACGAUAAUAUUAUGGAAAAAAAAAAAUACUGUAUAAAAUUUAUUUUGUAUCAAAUAUGAAAAAAUUCAACUAUGUGAAAGGCUUUUUUAUGACUAAAAAGAAUGCGAUCAAACAUUUGUCUCCCGUAUUGGUGGCCCCCAAAAUGGCACAUUUUCUGCUCCACUGUUGCACAAUCAUAAAAAUCAUUCACGUCAAUGUUUAUACACUUUCCUAGCAGGACCUGGACAACGAGUUGAAGUCAUUUUUAAAACAUUUAAUCUAAGAGGAAAUCCACCAGACGGUUCCGCCGUUGGUGAAUUACCAUCAUGUGUUCAUGAGUAUAUGGAUAUAUACUCAGAAGUGCAAUCAUCGGAACCAGCAGAACUGAUAAAUUCACCAUUUGGUGGCCGUUAUUGUGGUACAAUACCACCUAGACAACGCAUUUCCAUGUAUCGUGCCAUUGCCAUUUCGUUUUUUACAAAUAAAAAUAUCACCACACCCGAUCUAUUUGAAGGCACAUUUCGUUUUAUAAAUGCAUCGGAAUAUGAAAUUGGUAUACCAAUAGCUGGUUCACCAUGUUCCUAUACAAUAACACCCAGUUUGAGUAUAAAUAAAACGGGCGUUUUAAUAUCGCCCACCUAUCCGGGUGCCUAUCCCAAGGAUAUGUCUUGUACAUAUCAAUUUUUGGGUGAAUCGAAUCAAAGAGUUAGAUUAGAAUUUCGUGAUUUUGAUCUGUUUUUUGGUGGACCACACUGCCCAUUCGAUUAUGUUAAAGUCUAUGAUGGUCCCGACAAUUCAUCAGCAUUAAUUGGUACAUAUUGCGGACAGCAAAGAAAUUUAGUUUUAUAUUCUAGCGAAUCAAGUCUAUUUGUGCAUUUUUUUACCUUGUCACGUACGGCAAAUACUCAAAAUCGUGGUUUUAAAGGAAUUUAUGAAUUUAGUGAAAGUUUUGUUAAAUUAGAUUUUAUACGUGAAAAUGAUGGCAUUCACAUACGUGGCUCAGAAUGUGAUCAAAAGAUAUUGUCGAGAAAGGAAUCAACAGGUUUUGUACUCUCACCAAAUUAUCCUUAUCCUUAUAUACCAAAAACUGUUUGUAGAUAUUUCAUUUAUGGCAUGCAAGAUGCCCAACAUUUGGAACGCGUACGUUUAGAGUUUACAGCUUUUAAUAUACCGCGAGUAGAAAGUAAAGAUAAGGAUAAAGAAACUAACUGUUCCGAUGGUUAUUUGAAAAUCUAUCUCAAAGGCCAGGAAACUGCCGAUGCUUAUGAUAAAUUCGAUUAUGAAUUGUGCGGUAAUGAAACUCAACGUGUUGUUAGUGAUGGACCACGCCUAGCGAUGGUUUUCAGUUCGGGUGAACUAAUGGGUCGUGGCUUUAAAGGUAAAUAUGUUUUUGAAACGGAAUAUAAAAUACCUGGCACUGCGGCACCCGAUGGCAGUUGUAGUUUUACAUAUGUCAGUUCAUCGAAGAAACGUGGCGAACUGAAUAGUCCCCGCUAUCCAUCCAAUUAUCCGUCGGAUACGAAUUGUUCGUAUUUGUUCUUGGCCGAACCGAACGAACAGGUGACAAUUGUGUUUGAUCAUUUUAAGAUUAAGGCGGAUGGCAAUUCAAAUGUUACAGCUGGGGCUUAUGGAUCGAUUAUUUGCUUUGAAGAUUGGUUGGAAAUGUACGUCGUCUAUCGUGAUAACAAUGAUCGUUUUCUUGGUCGUUACUGUGGUAUGACAGCACCCGGCCCCGUCGAGAGCCCAAGGGGUGCAGUGGGUCUGCGUAUUACAUUGCAUACCGAUCAAGAGAAUGUUGCAAGUGGUUUUAAGGCUCGUUACUUUUUCGAAACUGCUAAAAGUGAAAUAGGCGACUGUGGAGGCAACUUUUCCAAUGAAGAUUCAGGCAUUAUAACAUCACCCAAUUAUCCGGCCGGCUAUAAGGCACCCGGUCGUGGUAUGGCUUCAAUGGCAUGCAAUUGGUUGAUGACCGCCAGACCCGGUUAUAAGCUAUCCAUACAUUUCGAACAGUUUUCAUUGGAGGGUGAUCCAGCAAAUCGUGGUUGUCCAGCUGCUGUUUUACGUCUUUGGGUUAAUGUUGACUCUGAUCAGCCGCCUUUGGAAUUGUGUGGCGAAAAGCCACCCAUGGAACAAUGGCAUUACAUUUCUACGGGACAAACGGCCCGUAUUAGUUUUACCACCAGUGAUAAAACUGUUGGUGCACAGGGCUUCCGUAUUGUAUGGACUGAAAUACAAGACUCUGGACCAGGACCACCAUCUAUAGGUUUACUGUGCGAGUCCACCUAUCAUUUUCAAUGUGAGGUGGGCUAUUGUAUUUCGGAUAAGUUGCGUUGUGAUGGUGUCAAAAACUGUGGUCCCAAUGAUGAUAGUGACGAAUUGCACUGUAUCACAAAAGCGCAAGCGGAGGAUCACGGCGUUCUAAUUAUAACAACACUUCUCGUCGUCUCGUUCCUAAUUUGUCUCCUAUGCAUACUCUAUCACUCCAGAAGAAAACGUAGACAACAACUUCAUCAAAUGGGUUUGCAUCGUAAUGCUCAUUAUGAUUCACAAACUAGUGCUACGGGUUUAAAUUCAAGUCGACGUCAUUUACAGAGUGGUGGUGCCAGUAUUGCCGGUAGUUUGCAUGGCAUUAAUAGUGGUAAUUUAAUAAUACCACCGGCACCAUUACCUCCCCGAGCCAUACAUCAACCACCACACAUCUGUAUAUCGGGCUCCAGUCUUGAUCUGGGUCCUGGUAAUUAUCCUGGCAUCAUGAUAAAUGGCGAUUCACUUGAUGACUCAUCUACAACAUCUAAUGAUUCUAUAGGUAGUAUACCAUUUUUAAAUGAAUGUGAAACAGAUAAUAUGGGACAUAUGAUGGUGCAACAGGUCGAGAAUGUUUAACAAUUAUAUAAAUUUCAAAAAUUUUAUAAAAAAGUUUUCAAACUUUUAAAAAACGCAAAAUGAAAUGAAAAAUGGAAAAAACUAAUUCCUAAUAAAAGAAGAGAAGGAGAAGGAAAGAAAUGUGCACAAAAUUUCAAAAGCCGAUAUUCAAAGACGAGAAAAAAAUAUUCAAAACAAAUUUUAGGUUUAGCUGAAUUAUAUAGAAA
Molecule: messenger RNA, 3126 nt
Organism: Lucilia cuprina (Australian sheep blowfly)
Lineage: Eukaryota; Metazoa; Arthropoda; Insecta; Diptera; Calliphoridae
Product: tolloid-like protein 1
Exons: 14
Coding region: 380-2920 (846 amino acids)
Cellular component (GO): plasma membrane
Molecular function (GO): protein binding
Source: RefSeq, a predicted model, not a curated record